Molecule: messenger RNA, 912 nt
Organism: Cetraspora pellucida
Lineage: Eukaryota; Fungi; Glomeromycota; Glomeromycetes; Diversisporales; Gigasporaceae
Source: the annotation of a GenBank genome assembly
AUGAAUUGCGAACACGUCGAUUCUGAAAAUAUAUUAUUAUGUUCACCCGAUUCCCCUCCUCAAGCAUCGCAUGAGAAACUGCUUGGGUAUUUUCCCGAUUACGUUAAUAUCGAUUCUCAAGCAUCGCUAUAUAAGCACAACUUUCAAGAAACAAGGAAUUUAUACGCCGAUUUUGAAAACUCAUUAUGUUUACCCGAUUCCCCUCCUCAAGUGUCGCAUGAGGAAUUUUGGUAUAUUCCCAAUUGUGCUAAUAAUUUUCUCAACCGUCAAGAAACAUGGAAUUUAUACGAACACCAAAUCGAUUUUGAAAACCUAUUAUUUUUACCUGAUUUCCCUCAAGCGUUGCAUGAAUAUCCUCUUUGUGAAUUUACCAAUUACGCUAAUAUCGAUCCUCAAGUGUUGCAUGAGGAAUUUAUGAAUGAUCCUUCAUGCGGAUUUACCGUGCCUUGGCAAGUUCCAAAAACAACGGAAUGCUCAAUGAAAAGACCUAACGAGGUCAAGUUCGUCUUUGAGAAUCCAUGUUCACCCGAUUCCCCUAAUACUGAUCGUCAAGCGUCGCUUGAUAAAAUUAUUGAAGACUCUUCUUAUAAAUUUGCUUUACCGUUAAAAAAUCUGCUUAACCAAAGAAAACAUAGAAAAAUAUCACAAAAACCACCUCGCGCACAAAAUAAAUUCAUUCUGUUUCGUAAAGAAUAUACUGCACGCGCGAGAAAGGAGAAUCCUGAUAGGAUAAGGUCAAUGAAAACGCAUGAAUUGUCUAAGGAGGCGAGUGAAAACUGGAAGGCUCAAUCGGCAGAAGUGAAACAAUUGUUUACCGUUUUAGCCGAAAUUGCUAAUGAAAAGCAUAAAGCGACGUAUCCAGGAUACGUCUAUGAGCCUGAGAAAAAAAAAGGACAAACAAACGGCUUUUGA